ACCAGCAUUUGAAAAACUUGGCAGCACCUUAUCCACACAUACCUAAGCUUCUCAUAAUACUCACAUCCAAGAAAAAGAAAACUGAGUCCAAGUUCAAGAAAAACAAGAAGAAGAACAAAAAUUUGAGUAAGAAAAUGUCAGUAGCAUCCUCAAUCCCACAUAUCAAAAUCCCAAACCCAUCAUCAUCAUGUUCGUCUUCAUCUUCACCAUCGACAACUUGUUCUUCUUCUUGUUUUAGACUUUCAACAACCACAUUAAAGCCUUGUACUGUGACUAUCAGGAGUUAUUCUCAAGCUGAAGGUCCUAUAAGGAGACCUGUGGCUCCUUCUCCUUCUCUUAGAGAACCUUCUCCACUAUCACCUCCUUUGAAGCCUGUCCCUCCUUCACCGCCAUCUUCUCCGGCGACUCCUCCACCGCCUAAGCCUGCAUCUGCUGCUCAGCUUGCUUUGGAGAAUGUCAUCACUUUGGAGUUUCAGAGACAAAAGGCAAAGGAGCUACAGGAUUAUUUUAAACAGAAGAAACUUGAGGAGGCUAAUCAAGGCCCUUUCUUUGGUUUCCUUGCCAGCAAUGAAAUUGCUAAUGGAAGAUGGGCGAUGUUUGGUUUUGCUGUUGGGAUGCUAACAGAGUAUGCAACAGGAUCAGACUUUGUUGAUCAAGUCAAGAUCAUUCUCUCCAAUUUUGGAAUAGUUGAUCUAGAAUGACUCUAUUCUUCACCACCAUCCAUACUUUUUUUUUUAAUUUUACUUCUGUAAUUGCUUUCUUGAUCCUUUAAAGCUAUUAAUACAUUUUAAAUUUAUGUAAUUGCUGUAUCACAUCCAAUAGUGUUCAAUUUCUUAAA
This is a messenger RNA of Mercurialis annua (annual mercury), 838 nucleotides long. RefSeq names its product light-harvesting complex-like protein OHP2, chloroplastic. Gene Ontology annotation, cellular component: chloroplast thylakoid membrane. Lineage: Eukaryota; Viridiplantae; Streptophyta; Magnoliopsida; Malpighiales; Euphorbiaceae. The coding region runs from base 135 to 701 and encodes 188 amino acids. The transcript has 2 exons. The record is from RefSeq and is a predicted model, not a curated record.